CGCAGCUGCGCGCGCUGCACGGGCGGCUGCGCCGCGAGCGCAAAGAGAUGAUGAUCACCUGGUGGCUGGCCGAGGACGGCGCCGCGGACUGCCUCGUCUCCGCACCGCUGCCCGUGCCACGGCUGAGGCAGGCCAUCCCCGACCCGGCCUACCACACGUCGGGCUCCGACGGCGGACCUGGGCUGCACGCGCACAUGGACGCCGGCCUCAUGGUGGCGCAAGGCUCGGAGCUGCGGGCGGCGCUGCUGCGCGCGCACAGAGGCGUGCCCUUCAAGGAGUUUCUGCGGCAGUACGUGCUCAACGUGCCAAACAUCCCGCACGGCAUCGAGGAGAUGGCGUGGGACUGCUACUUUGACGAGGCGGGCUGGCCGCAGCUGCUGCCCUUCACGCUCUUCUCUGUCCACCGCUCCCUCAUCGCGGGGCGCGACACCAAGGACCCGUUCCCCUCCAUCCCCAAGGGCGAGAAGGGCGUCCCCGUCCCCGCCGCCGGCGCGGGCGCCGCGCUCGUGCCGCCGGGCGAGGCGCUGCGCCGGACUCGCGAGGAGUUCGACAUCGGGCGCGCCAUGUUCGGCAACGCGCUCGCGUGCUGCCGCCACUCGCAGGUCCUCGACUGCGCGGCCGACUCGGAGCACGCGCGCGCCUCGGGCGGCCGGGCGGUCGGGCAGCGCGUGCGCGGGCAGCGCGUCGACGUCGAGGAGCAGAUCUCGAUGUGCACCGUCUGCGGCGGCGACGAGGUGGACCCGGACGGCGACGCGCUGCUGCUCUGCGACGGGUCGGUGGCGGACGGGUCCCCGUGCCCACGCACGUACCACAUGCGCUGCCUCUCCCCGCCGCUCGCCGCAGUCCCCGAGGGCGAGUGGCUCUGCCCCAGCUGCGCCGCAGUGGCACCCGCCUGAGGGCGCUACUUUGCACACAUUGCGGGCAGCGUAGGCCCCCGGAGCUCCCGGCAGGGUGCGGGCGAUGGCCGCUUACUCUGGGCCUAAUGGGCACAGCAGAGCCUCGUCAUGGACAUGCACAUGUGCACGCGCUGCAGACUAAGUGCCAUCUGCCGCUAGGGAUGACCGCAGCACCGGCGCAUGCGGCACGAGGACGAGAGCUGUACACACGUUCCACGGCCCCGGCGCCCCGGCGCCGCCCCGCGCCCCCGGCCCCCCAGCCCCACCCCCACGCGCGCGAUCCGCGCGAGAUGUUUGAGCAGCUUUGACGUUUGAGCCACUCGAGUACUAGAUCUAGCUAGACACCCCGUUACUAGAGC
Emiliania huxleyi CCMP1516 is the source of this 1255-nucleotide messenger RNA. RefSeq lists its product as hypothetical. Bases 48 to 896 code for a protein of 282 amino acids. The record is from RefSeq and is a predicted model, not a curated record. The transcript has 4 exons. NCBI's taxonomy places the organism in Eukaryota, Haptophyta, Isochrysidales, Noelaerhabdaceae.